CACCUGUGCAUAUAAAAGCACUCACAAGAUCCCCAAACCCUAACCAAGAGAAAACAACUGGAACCCCCAAAACAAUAUCUUGAAUACACGCUACGAGUUGCACAUCACAUACGCAACUGACGUAAAGUGGCCGAAACCUUUCUCAACCACUUUUGCCUUCUAGGAGAGUGUGCAAAGACACAACGCGUUGGAUCUGGCGAAGUCAAAUACGGAUCCUGUGAGCAAGCGCUAUCGUGGACUUGCAGCUGGGGACGUCCUCAACGACAGCGUAUAUAUGAGGGGUAUUGAGAGGCGAUGGUCAGACUUCUCCCUCGCCAACGAAUUUGUUCCACAUAACACACAAUUACCCAGAUGCACGAGUGGGAAAGGGAACAGGUCCAGAAGUGGUUGCUCUACGUGUAAGAAGAGGCACAUAGAGUGUGAUGGAGGGAAGCCUUUUUGUAUGAAUUGCCAGAAACGUGGUAUUGGAUGCGAAGGAUUGUUUACGAUAGACUCCCAGCCUCGCGCUAUACUUCCAUCAACAUCUCUUGAAGGAACACCUACUACUGGACCACUUUCCUAUGGCCCAGAUCCUAUGACGGUCCCCCGAAUUCUAGAGUCGACACAGUCAGAACUCUCACAUGCCUUUCUUACAACAGGGUCUGAGCCUCGCGAGAGACUACCUGCUUUAUCAAAACCUUUAUCGACACCAAAUCAGAAAAUUCCUACGUCUUACGAAGGAACAGACUCUGAAAUCCAUUCCCAAGCGCGGGUAGAGGAGUGGGCAAGCCAUUCUCCCGCCACCUAAAGAGGUUCAAAUAAAAUUUCCUGCGCUGAAAUUGCUCAGCUUAUCGAAGAAGCGAAGGACAGAUAUGCUAUAUCGUUCUUAUUUCAGGGAAAUUCAUUUUCUACGUUAAAAUCGUUAAAAUUAUGUCGUUAAAAUUGUAUCGAAAAAACAAUAUCG
Messenger RNA from Mollisia scopiformis, 943 nucleotides. RefSeq lists its product as uncharacterized. Gene Ontology annotation, molecular function: DNA-binding transcription factor activity, RNA polymerase II-specific; zinc ion binding. The record is from RefSeq and is a predicted model, not a curated record. Bases 275 to 787 code for a protein of 170 amino acids. Gene Ontology annotation, biological process: regulation of DNA-templated transcription. The transcript is spliced from 2 exons. NCBI's taxonomy places the organism in Eukaryota, Fungi, Ascomycota, Leotiomycetes, Helotiales, Mollisiaceae.